AUGGCUGCCGAACCACUGUUCAUGCGAGACCCGCCCCCAGGGGAGGAGCGCUGGGCGGCGGGCUCGCUAGCGGCGACGCAGCAAACCGCCGGAGCUGUGACUCUAGGGCUGGCAACGUUGGUCUAUGGCUUACGGAUGUAUUCGCGCCUGUACCUAACACGUCUAAGGCCUGGUUGGGACGACUAUCUUGCAGGCACCGCAAUGGUGUGUGGCUGGGGGUUUUAUGUUUGCACCAUGGGAAUGAUAGCGAACGGGGGCUGCGGCCGGAGCAUGUGGCAAGUGACGAUGAGCGAGUUUGAAGAGUUACUGAAGUGGACGCUCCCCGUAAACAUCUUUUACAUGCUCACGGCUGAUCUCGCAAAGCUGUCGCUCCUCGUCCUAUACUGGUCGCUGUCGCCAAAGCGGACCUACAGAGCCGUGGUCAAGAUGCUCAUCGUCGGCUUCAUCCUGUACGGUGCCAUCUACGCGUGCAUCAGCCUAUUUGGAUGUAUCCCCUUCCGUGCACACUGGGACUUGGCGGCGAUCCCGACUGCUCGCUGCGUCGACAAGUUCUCCUUCUUCCUUGCGGCCUCGGUCGCCAACGUCUUCAUGGACAUGGCCAUAUUGGUGGUCCCUUUGCAUAUCGUGAUACCCCUGCAGGUGUCGCGGAGGCAAAAGACGUCCCUGUUCUUUCUAUUCGGAACCGGUGGAUCCGUCAUUGUCAUAGCCUCUUAUUGCUGUUACUUGACCGUCAAGCUCUUUAGCAGCGACAAUUACACGCGCGGCCUAUCACACGAGCUAAGCUGGAUGUACGCAGAGCUGGCCGGGUGCGUCAUCUGCGCCUCGGCGAGCGCGCUCAAGCCUUUCUUCACCCGCUUCCUGCCGCAGCUGUUCGGCACCGCAUUCUCCCGCUCGGCUGGGUCGGGCGACGGCGGCACCGGACUGGAGCUUUCCAAGGGCGCCGGCGCCGGAGCCUCAAUGGGCAGCCGGGUUCAGAGAAAGACUCGGAGGCAGGUGAGCCAGGGGGCCAUCGAGCUAGAGUUGGGCAACGAUUCCGAGGAGAGGCUGGCGCAGGGCAGACGGGACGAUGGGGAUCGGAGACCCAGCGAGACCUUGAUCUCGGUCGAGUCGUCAAGUGCUCUUGGUCGCGCGCCCCAGCAUUUGUCCGACUGGGCCAUCGCCGGAGAUAUGUCCAAGAUCAACGUGAGCCGUCAAGUGACGCUGUCCUAUGAGGAUUCAGCCAGUGGAGGGCACAUAGUGUGAAUUUGGGAGAGCAUUGGUUGCAGCUGG
This is a messenger RNA of Gaeumannomyces tritici R3-111a-1, 1269 nucleotides long. RefSeq lists its product as hypothetical. Lineage: Eukaryota; Fungi; Ascomycota; Sordariomycetes; Magnaporthales; Magnaporthaceae. The record is from RefSeq and is a predicted model, not a curated record. Bases 1 to 1242 code for a protein of 413 amino acids. The transcript has 5 exons.